Molecule: messenger RNA, 2543 nt
Organism: Chlorocebus sabaeus (green monkey)
Lineage: Eukaryota; Metazoa; Chordata; Mammalia; Primates; Cercopithecidae
Gene: ANXA11
Product: annexin A11
Biological process (GO): phagocytosis; cytokinetic process
Cellular component (GO): cytoplasm; nucleus; plasma membrane
Molecular function (GO): calcium ion binding; phosphatidylserine binding; calcium-dependent phospholipid binding
Source: RefSeq, a predicted model, not a curated record
GCGCCUGGGGCAACCGCGCCCGCGGAGUUUUCCGCCCGGCAGGCUCCUCCUCCCGCCCCGCCCUGAAGGCUGCGGCGCCCGCGACUCCCCAGUGCCCCGAGUGCCCCGCGAGCGGGAGUGGGACACAGCCCCAGGCAGAACCCAGGCACCGCGUCCGGGACGCCCGCGGAGAGAGCCACUCCCGCCCAAGUCCCAUUUCGCCCCUCGCGUCCCGAGUCCCCGUGGCCAGGUGAGUGAGGGUCCCGGGCCGGCCGGGGGACUGGGACCAGGCGGCGGCAGUGCACCGCGGCACCGCAGAUCUAAGCAUGAGCUACCCUGGCUAUCCCCCACCCCCAGGUGGCUACCCACCAGCUGCACCAGGUGGUGGUCCCUGGGGGGGUGCUGCCUACCCUCCUCCGCCCAGCAUGCCUCCCAUUGGGCUGGAUAACGUGGCCAGCUAUGCGGGACAGUUCAACCAGGACUACCUCUCGGGAAUGGCGGCCAACAUGUCUGGGACGUUUGGAGGAGCCAACAUGCCCAACCUGUACCCUGGGGCCCCUGGGGCUGGCUACCCACCAGUGCCCCCUGGGGGGUUCGGGCAGCCUCCCUCUGCCCAGCAGCCUGUUCCUCCCUAUGGGAUGUAUCCACCCCCAGGAGGAAACCCAUCCUCCGGGAUGCCCUCAUAUCCGCCAUACCCAGGGGCCCCUGUGCCAGGCCAGCCCAUGCCACCCCCCGGACAGCAGCCCCCAGGGGCCUACCCUGGGCAGCCACCAGUGACCUACCCCGGUCAGCCUCCAGUGCCACUCCCUGGGCAGCAGCAGCAACCAGUGCCGAGCUACCCAGGAUACCCAGGGUCUGGGACUGUCACCCCCGCUGUGCCCCCAACCCAGUUUGGAAGCCGAGGCACCAUCGCUGAUGCUCCUGGCUUUGACCCCCUGCGAGAUGCCGAGGUCCUGCGGAAGGCCAUGAAAGGCUUUGGGACGGAUGAGCAGGCCAUCAUUGACUGCCUGGGGAGUCGCUCCAACAAGCAGCGGCAGCAGAUCCUCCUUUCCUUCAAGACGGCUUACGGCAAGGAUUUGAUCAAAGAUCUGAAAUCUGAACUGUCAGGAAACUUUGAGAAGACAAUCUUGGCUCUGAUGAAGACCCCAGUCCUCUUUGAUGUAUAUGAGAUAAAGGAAGCCAUCAAGGGGGUUGGCACUGAUGAAGCCUGCCUGAUUGAGAUCCUCGCUUCCCGCAGCAAUGAACACAUCCGAGAAUUAAACAGAGCCUACAAAGCAGAAUUCAAAAAGACCCUGGAAGAGGCCAUUCGAAGCGACACAUCAGGGCACUUCCAGCGGCUCCUCAUCUCUCUCUCUCAGGGAAACCGUGAUGAAAGCACAAAUGUGGACAUGUCCCUCGCCCAGAGAGAUGCCCAGGAACUGUAUGCAGCCGGGGAGAACCGCCUGGGAACAGACGAGUCCAAGUUCAAUGCGGUUCUGUGCUCCCGGAGCCGGGCCCACCUGGUGGCAGUUUUCAAUGAGUACCAGAGAAUGACAGGCCGGGACAUUGAGAAGAGCAUCUGCCGCGAGAUGUCCGGGGAUCUGGAGCAGGGCAUGCUGGCCGUGGUGAAAUGUCUCAAGAACACCCCAGCCUUCUUUGCGGAGAGGCUCAACAAAGCCAUGAGGGGGGCAGGAACAAAGGACCGGACCCUGAUUCGCAUCAUGGUGUCUCGCAGUGAGACUGACCUCCUGGACAUCAGAUCGGAGUAUAAGCGGAUGUAUGGCAAGUCGCUGUACCACGACAUCUCGGGAGAUACUUCAGGGGAUUACCGGAAGAUUCUGCUGAAGAUCUGUGGUGGCAAUGACUGAACAGUGACUGGUGGCUCACUUCUGCCCACCUGCAGGCAACAGUGGUGCCAGGAAAAGGCCAAAAGAAUGUCUGUUUCUAACAAAUCCACAAAUAGCCCCGAGAUGCACCGUCCUAGAGCCUAGGCCUGUCCUCCACCCCUCCUGACCUGUAUAUUGUGCCACAGGACCUGGGUCAGUCUAGAACUCUCUCAGGAUGCCUUUUCUACCCCAGCCCUCACAGCCUCUUGCUGCUGAAGUAGGUGUUUCAUUUUUCUGACUCAUGCAAUCAUUCCCCUUUGCCUGUGGCUAAGACUUAGCUUCAUUUCGUCAUUUAAUUGUAUAUUUUUAUUUGGAGGCAUAUUUUCUUUUCUUACGAUCAUUGCCAGACAGAUGCAUACAAGUCUGUUUGCUGCGUACACAUUUCUGUUGAGGGCAACUGGUUGGGUGAAGUGCCGUGUCCCCGCUGAGGAGAGAAAGGGAAGCAUGCCUGGGAGGGUAGCCGGUGCAUCUGGUGAGUGUGUCACAAGCUUUGUUACUGCCAAACUUACUCCUUUUUAGAAAAAAAAAAAAAAAAAAGGGCGAGAAAGUCAUUCGUUCCAUCUUCCUUGCAGAAACCACGAGAACAAAGCCAGUUCCCUGUCAGUGACGGGGCUUCUUGUAAUUUGUGGAAUGUGCCUUAAACCUGAAUGUCUGUAGCCAAAACUUGUUUCCACAUUAAAAACCAGCCAGCUCUCGAAU